AAUAUCUAUCUAUAGAUAAAUAACACGCAUACGGUUUUAUUCCUUGAAACGAGAUCAGUUUUUUUGCUACAAAACUAUAUAAACUCCAACGUCCCAUCCAAAUGGUCAAGUGAUGGCGAUGGAACACUACAAAAUUGUUUUGGUUGGCACUCUGAUGAUGGCAUCAGUAUUCGUAACAGAUGCCGUAAAGUGCUACACAUGCAAGGGUACGCCAGAUAGCGAUUGCGCCAAGGGUGUUCCCGAAAAGAUGGAAGUUGAGCAAUGCGACGGUCUUUCGGUAUGCCAUUACACCGACAUGCGAGAAGAUCACGAAAGAAGCGUUUCAAGGGGAUGCACUAAGACUGAUUUCAACGAUCUCUGCAAUACGUUACGGCAAGUAUACGCCGUGUUUCAAACGGCUCACGAGAUUUUUGAGUGCACAACGUGUAAGGACGAGAAGUGUAAUGUACAAGUUACUCCAUAAUCUGAAAGUGAAUUUAAUUAAAUAAACGAUUUGA
Messenger RNA from Photinus pyralis (common eastern firefly), 497 nucleotides. RefSeq lists its product as uncharacterized. The record is from RefSeq and is a predicted model, not a curated record. The transcript is spliced from 3 exons. Lineage: Eukaryota; Metazoa; Arthropoda; Insecta; Coleoptera; Lampyridae. Bases 113 to 463 code for a protein of 116 amino acids. Gene Ontology annotation, biological process: regulation of synaptic transmission, cholinergic; positive regulation of voltage-gated potassium channel activity; sleep.